UCCCGGAAGUGGCCGGCCCAGAGCUAGAGCGGGGUUGUGCGCGGUCCCUGGCUGUUCCGGGGAGCAGUCUGCCGGGCGACAGGGCCCCGGCGGGGAGAGAGCCGUCCGGGCCCGGGCCGGGGCUGGGGCUGAGCUGGGCUGCACGCUGACGAGCAGCGGCGCGGAGCGAGACCUGGUGACGAUGGCGGGGCCGCUGGCGCUGCAGCUGGAGCAAUUGUUGAACCCGCGCCCGCGUGAGGCGGAUCCUGAGGCCGACCCGGAGGAGGCCACUGCUGCCAGAGUGAUUGACAGGUUUGAUGAAGGGGAAGAUGGGGAAGGUGAUUACCUGGCUGUGGGUAGCAUCAGAAAACUGGCAUCAGCCUCCCUCUUGGACACAGACAAAAGGUAUUCUGGCAAGGCUACCUCUAGAAAAGCUUGGAAGGAGGACCACUGGGAGCAGACUCUGCCAGGUUCAUCUGACAAGGAGGUAUCUGAUGAGGAAGAGUCUGGAGAUGGAGAUUCAGAGGGGCUGGGUCUGGAGGGAUCCGAUGAGGAUGGCAUGAGUGCUGCUGAGGAAGAGGAGUAUGAUAAUGACAGGGACAGCAGUUUGGCCCGGAAGAAGAGGAGCAGAAGCCGCCCUGAGGAAACACCAGGUUUUAGUGUCCAGAGCAUCAGUGACUUUGAAAGAUUCACGGAAGGAAUGGAUGACCUCGGUAGCAGUGAGGAGGAGGAAGAUGGAGAGGAGGAGAGUGGCCUGGAAGAAGGGGAUGGAGAUGAAGACUCCGUGGGUGAGAGUGAUGAAGACAGGGCUGCAGACAAAAAUAGUGAAGAUGAUGGUGUAGUGAUGACCUUUUCCGGUGUCAGAGUUUCCGAGGAAGUGGAGAAAGGAAGAGCUGUGAAGAACCAGAUAGCACUGUGGGACCAGCUCUUGGAAGGAAGGAUCAAGCUACAAAAAGCUCUGUUGACUACCAAUCAGCUUCCUCAACCAGAUGUUUUCCCUAUUUUCAAGGACAAAGGGGGCCCGGAAUUUGCCAGCGCCCUAAAAAAUAGUCACAAGGCUCUGAAAUCAUUGUUGAGGUCAUUGGCAGAUCUUCAGGAAGAGUUACUUUUCCAGUACCCAGAUACUAGAUACUUAGUAGAUGGGACAAAGCCCAAAGCAGAAAGUGAGGAGGAAAUUUCCAGUGAAGAUGAAGAGCUAGUAGGAGAGAAGAAGCAGCAGAGAAGGGCCCCACCAAAGAGGAAGCUGGAAAUGGAGGACUAUCCUAGCUUCAUGGCAAAGCGUUUUGCUGAUUUUACAGUCUACAGGAACCGUAUACUUCAGAAGUGGCAUGAUAGAACUAAGCUGGCCUCUGGAAAACUGGGGAAGGGUUUUGGUGCCUUUGAACGCUCAAUCUUGACUCAGAUCGAUCAUAUUCUGAUGGACAAAGAAAGAUUACUUCGAAGGACGCAGACCAAGCGCUCUGUCUACCGAGUUCUUGGCAAACCUGAACCAGCAAUGCAGCCUCUCCCGGAGAGUUUGCCAGGACAACCGGAAAUGCUUCCUCAGGCCCCUGCCAAUGCCCACCUGAAGGACUUGGAUGGUGAAAUCUUUGAUGAUGAUGACUUUUAUCACCAGCUUCUUCGAGAACUCAUAGAACGGAAGACCAGCUCCUUGGAUCCCAAUGAUCAGGUGGCCAUGGGAAGGCAGUGGCUUGCGAUCCAGAAGUUACGAAGCAAAAUCCACAAGAAAGUAGAUAGGAAAGCCAGCAAAGGAAGGAAACUUCGGUUUCAUGUCCUUAGCAAGCUACUGAGCUUCAUGGCACCUAUUGACCAUACUACAAUGAAUGAUGAUGCCAGCUGCAGGGCUAAAAGCAUCGGCAGAGGUUUGAAGGACCUAGUUCUGACCUGACCAAAAGAGCGACUUGGAACAGACCUUCUAGAGUCUCCUUCAAGCACGGGGAGGAUGGCGAUGAGAACAGACACACUAGGUAAUUUAUGGGCCCAGUUUGCUGGGAGCCAUGCCACUGACCGAGUCCUUACAAUCACGUCGUGCACUGCCACCUCGUGGCCUACUCGGGCGGCUGCUGGGAGACCUGCCUUGUCUCCAGAUUCAGGUAAUUAGUGAUGGAUGUGGGCAUCCUCGGAGUCCUGCCUGCUACUUUGCUACUUGAUUCUGUCAAGAAACGAGGUUGCUUCCUUUUCUUUUUAUCUCAUCUCUUGGAGGUGGGGGGUGUCGGGUUUUGCUAUGGAACUGUGAUGAGAUUUCAAGAAGGGAGCCUGUGAUUCACUUUUCAUUGCUAGGGGAUGUUGGGAGGAGAGUGAGGGUGAGUUAAGUGCUGACCUUCUGGCUACAUUGAGGAAUCUUAAGUUUUCUACUGUCGUAGUUUCUGUAUGUUGUCCUGUCUCCUUAUACGAGCUGCAUGUAUGUCUUCGUUGGCUUGCGUCCUCAACAGUACAGUCUCAGACAGGUUCCAACACGAACCUCAGCCUCUGAUACUAUUGCUGUGACGUGCUAGGGUUUACC
Molecule: messenger RNA, 2482 nt
Organism: Nyctereutes procyonoides (raccoon dog)
Lineage: Eukaryota; Metazoa; Chordata; Mammalia; Carnivora; Canidae
Gene: AATF
Product: apoptosis antagonizing transcription factor
Exons: 12
Coding region: 182-1867 (561 amino acids)
Biological process (GO): regulation of transcription by RNA polymerase II
Cellular component (GO): nucleolus; nucleus
Source: RefSeq, a predicted model, not a curated record